Molecule: messenger RNA, 1685 nt
Organism: Lathyrus oleraceus (garden pea)
Lineage: Eukaryota; Viridiplantae; Streptophyta; Magnoliopsida; Fabales; Fabaceae
Exons: 3
Coding region: 664-1485 (273 amino acids)
Source: RefSeq, a predicted model, not a curated record
AUACUAGUAUGAAUCAUACUAACAUAUUAUUAAAAAUUAAAAGAUAUAUAGUCUUGCCUUUCCAAACGGUUGCUCGUGGUAAAAAAAAGAGUGAAUAAUUGCUUCUCCUUUUUCAUUCCAUCUUCAUCAACAUCACUGAAGCUGUUUUCAAUUGUUGAAUCAUUAAGCAGAUUACUUAAAAAGUGAUUUGAAAAAGGGUUCUUUCUAUUCUACUUUUUCUACAUCGUAACUCAUCAUCAUUAUCAUGCCGCAAACAUCUUUAUACUAUUACUAUGCAGAACUGAAUUAGGGUUGAUUGACUGACAAAGUAGCUCAUAGUUUUGAUAUGGAACCUGUAAAAGCAUACAUCAGGUGUUUGAAUUCUGAUUCCAACAUGUUAUAACAAGAUGCUGAAGCUGUUUGAACUCUGAUUCUAACAUGGUAUAACAAUAUACUGAAGUCUUAUCAGGAAAGUUGUCAAGGUGGAAGUGUUUUAGUUUCCAUGUUUUCAAGGAUCUAGUUGAUUAAGUGAGUGUUUGAUUUUGUGGUGGCAUCGACGUAGUUGUGAGGUUUACACAGGGGACUGUCAACGGCAUUGGGACGCAAGAUUUACGAAUUGGGCGUUGAACCAAUUGGGCAUUGGAACUUGAAAGAUUUAUUUAGUGGUAAAAGUAAAUCAGAAAAAUGGGAUCUUUCGUAGGUCAUAUUUUGCCGGGAACCUUGUUUCUUCUAGUUGGUUUAUGGCAUAUAUGGUGUGCGGUAGUGAGAUAUGUAUCAAGUCCUAAGACAUUCCGAGUUCGUGUCUGGAAUCCUGUACCAGGAUUUGAUGGGAAGCUCAAGCACUUGGAACUCUAUGUUAUUUCAAUUGGUGCUUUCAUUGACUUGUGCGUUGAGCUUUUAGUUGCAACACAACUCAGGUUUUUUGUUGAUGGAGUCUUGAAUUCUACUUACUUGAAUAACUUUGAGCACUCAGGAAUGCUUCUCAUGUUUCUUAUCUUCGGUGUCGUUUCCCUGCUCUCAGAAAGCACAAGAUAUGUUCACUUGCCAGAAGGUGCACUUUGUUUAAUUGCUGCAACAGCAUUCACUGCAGAGUAUCUUCUGUUUUACUUUCACUCAACAACACACAAAGGCCUAGAAGGCUAUUAUCAUGUCCUCCUCGCCUUCAUAAUUGGUCUUUGUGUAUUAUCUUCAGUUGCCGGAGCACUUUUUCCAACCAGUUUCCCGGUCGAUUUAUGCAAGGGAAUUGCCAUAACAUUGCAAGGAAUCUGGUUCUAUCAGACCGCCUUUGUUCUCUUUGGCCCUAUGCUACCAGCUGGUUGUAGCAUGAAGGACAAUAUUGUCACAUGUCAUUCGCACGAGAGCGAGGUUCGUGGUGAGUUGUUUGCCAAUGUUCAGCUCUUUUUUGCCGUACUUGCUGUUCAUGUAGGAACUAUAGUAUCCUUUGGUUUUGCAGCUUCAAGAUAUGGAAAUUUAGAAGAACUUGCUCCUAAUUCAGGGUUUGAUUAGAAGAAAACUCAUGUAGAUUAUGUGAUAUUAUGGUUCCAGCUUUUAUGGUAAAUGUAAUGCUGGAGUAAACAGGUGAUGUUUUGGUGUGAUGAAAAGACUUUUAGAAGGUCAAGUGUAAAGUUAAUUUGUAAAUUAUUCAUUUAUUUGGCUACAAUUACAAUAUAAGUUUGAAUAAUAUGAGGGAGUAUCCAUGAUCAACA